AUGUCUAGUAGCAAUAGGAACUCUUACUGGUGGUUUAACACUAAACCCCGUUGUUCUAGGAGUUGUAAAUGGUGCUGGAGUUGUCGUGGCGGGAAUUGGAAAGAAAAAAAAAAAAGAAAAAUUGAAAUGUCAAGAAUUGCAUUAACCACAUAUGAAAAAGUACUCGUUGAAAUGCGUGCAGCUCUUCGGGGUGAUGAGUGGGACAAAGAAGAGUUUGUUAACCGCAUGAAAUUGGUAGAUGAAAUGAUAAUUGAUCAAACUCCUAUAGCAGAUAGAUUUGCUAGUAGGUAUAAUAAAAAAUUUAAUCUAAGUAUAAAAUAA
Messenger RNA from Porites evermanni, 321 nucleotides. The record is from the annotation of a GenBank genome assembly. NCBI's taxonomy places the organism in Eukaryota, Metazoa, Cnidaria, Anthozoa, Scleractinia, Poritidae.